CCUUUUGACUACAGCUCAUUUGUAAACAAUAUGGCGCAUGGACGACCUGCUAGUCGUCAAGGGAGAUUUGUUUAUCAUAGCGAUCACCCUCAAAACGGCACGGCAGACGAACUUCCCUCACAAUCUGUGUUCAGUUUUCAUGGCUCAGAUGAGAUACAUCGAAUUCAAUCAAACCAAGUGAUGCAUGCACAGAAAUUGAGUCUGCAAAAAACUCAUCCUGGCUCUGCUUCAAGUAGGCCAAUGGUUGCAGUGCAUAUGUUCAAUGUACCAUCUGAGAAACCUAUUAAAGACACUGAGACAAAUUACCCAUGGUCUGGUAGAUCAGAUUAUCAGUGUAUACCUUCUCCUCCUCCUGUGCCUCCAAGUCUUCACAAUGUCAGGCAAGAAAGUGCAAGGCGGAGGCUAAUCUUGGGGCAGAGACCUCCAGACAGGAGGUCACCAAAGGACCUAACAAGUGACGAAGAUGCAGCAGAAAAAAAUCCUAAGCUUCUAGUACGCAGCCCAUCCUCCUUGAGUAAAUAUGACAUUCUUCCUGCAAUUGGUACCAGCACAGAGCCUUCACUUGGGGGGUCUAUUGGUAUCCUAGCAACAGACAGAAGUGACAGCUUUAGUGCAGUUGUGGUAGGCACUUCUGUGGACCAAGACACAGUGUACUCUGGGAGUAUUCAGCACACUGAUGUUGAUGUUGACCCUUGCAAGGGUCUUGGAACAGCAAACAGAUACUCCAGCAGCUCAUCAGACUGUUCAGCAAGCAUUAUGACACCCCAUGAAUCAGUUAGACAUCAUAGUAACAUGCAGUCCACAGAUGAAGUCAGUUUUAGUCCUAAGCGUCAGAAUCUGUCUGCUAAACCAUUAAUGGAUCAUGCUAGUUUGUCGUCUGCAGAAACAGUUAUGGCAUCGAUGGGCAGAAGCCACACCACUUUGUCACAGUAUGCAUUGGACAGUGUUCUGGAUGCAGAACGAGACGGUAAGAUUCUGUUAGGAGUCAAGAUUCCAACUGAUGGUUCACGACACAAGCAGUACUUUAAACAUGAUGACCAGUUACGAUGCAUUGUGCUUUAUGCAGAGGAAGUUUCAGGAAAGGACUUCAGCAACUACAUCAUCAUUGUGCCUAGCCUGAAACAGCGAUUCACAGACCUAACUCAAAAAAUCAAAGAUGCAGGGCUAGAAGAUAAAAGUGUUGUGCAUCUGGAAGAAAUGGACUGAAGAUGACCAGAAAGCUUGUCAGAUUGCACCUUUAUUUGUCUUGCAGUCUUCAGUGGAGAGUCUUUUAGAUAUGACCAAAGAAAAUUAAGUUUCCCUCAUUGGAACUGGCUAAAAGUACUGACCAUAUAUUUAACAAUAUGGCUGGUUAUUAAAAAAAGUAGUUGAUGCUUACAAAUGGAAACUCAACAGAUUGUUGAUGUUCAUGUCAGGUAUGUAUUCUUUUAGUAUUAAAACUGUUGAUAAUGAUUUUAUUUUGUGCACCAAUGAUAACGUAAUAAUUAAUUUUAGUUUUUAAAGAAAUCUUUACCAUUUUAGUCCUCAUUGCUAGCUGUUUUAUCUGUUGUGGAAAGACGUGAAAUUCCCAAUGAAGUAUAAGGUAUACAUGGUGUUUCCACCUCUGAUUAAAGCAAAAAUUUUAUUUCAAAAACUCCUAAUAAGGUAUAUGAAAAAUGUACAUUGUAAGUUACAUGUAAAUUAAUAAAAUGUACAUUAUCUACAUUGUAAACAAUUGUCAGAGGUCCCAUCACAUCCAGCAAAGAGGAUUGUUAAAGACCAACCUGAAUGGUUUGCGUUUUUAGCAAAUAUUGAUAGAUAUAGGCGAUAUAAACCUAACCUGUAAAUUUCAGUCUCCAAAACCGGUCAGUUAAUUAUCCCCUACCAAAGCAUGCGAUUUGCACCUUCGGAUUAUUUGGAUAUUGAAAGUCUCCAUUUCUCAUGCUUAAGUAGCAGUUUUUCAUAACCAUGAGAAAUGCAGACUGUCAGUGUCCUAAUAAUCCGAACUGUCACUCAUCCUCUCUCUCUCUGAUUGGUGCUGACUGCAGGCAAUGUUGUGAAUGGUGCACUAACAUGAUGUAGUACAUUGUUACAGCACUUACUGAUCGUAGGUGCAAAUCAUGGAUAAUGAAUUAAAGGAUGGCUUUUGGAGGCUGAAAUUUACAGAUUGGGUUUAGAUCACCUCAAUGUACUGAUGUCUGAAAAAAAUGCAAACCAUUCAUGUUCGUCUUUAAAAGUUGAUGUACUACAGAGAUAAAGCAACUUAAAAAUC
This is a messenger RNA of Pomacea canaliculata, 2251 nucleotides long. RefSeq lists its product as uncharacterized. Lineage: Eukaryota; Metazoa; Mollusca; Gastropoda; Architaenioglossa; Ampullariidae. Bases 31 to 1206 code for a protein of 391 amino acids. Gene Ontology annotation, molecular function: protein binding. The transcript is spliced from 4 exons. The record is from RefSeq and is a predicted model, not a curated record.